AUGAAGGGUAUUGUAUACAAUGCAACCAAGGUUCACAGCUAUAUUGAAGUACCAGUAACAGCUUUCGUCUCCAGAGCUAUAUCGCCAUCAUUCACCACAUCACAUCCAGAUGUUCUUCAUCCUGUCCAUGUUAUGGCAAGAAUAUCCUCAUUUGUAACCACUUCCAUUGAUGAAAAGUUUGAAAACAACUGA
This is a messenger RNA of Paramuricea clavata, 192 nucleotides long. Lineage: Eukaryota; Metazoa; Cnidaria; Anthozoa; Malacalcyonacea; Plexauridae. The record is from the annotation of a GenBank genome assembly.